AUGCCGCGGCGAGGUACCGGCCGUGAAGAACCGAGGACUGAGGCAGAUAUUGGACGUGACACCACAAGUCUGGUGAUUCGUCGGCUGCCACAGCACAUCACAACAGAGAGGUUGGUGGAGGUUCUCCGUGAGUCGUCAAGGGGACGAUUUGACUUCGUGCACGUCCCACACGACCAGCAGACAGGGCUGAAUGUGGCAUUGGCCUUCGUCAACUUUGUCGAUCAUGACGCGGCAGAGAAAGCAUACCGGACUCGGCUGACGCGGCCAGCCGGUGGUCGAAAUCCACUGGGCCCAAUACGCAUCAGACCAGGCACCAUCCAG
Molecule: messenger RNA, 321 nt
Organism: Symbiodinium necroappetens
Lineage: Eukaryota; Dinophyceae; Suessiales; Symbiodiniaceae
Source: the annotation of a GenBank genome assembly